Messenger RNA from Lolium rigidum, 977 nucleotides. RefSeq lists its product as uncharacterized. The transcript is spliced from 2 exons. Lineage: Eukaryota; Viridiplantae; Streptophyta; Magnoliopsida; Poales; Poaceae. Bases 151 to 648 code for a protein of 165 amino acids. The record is from RefSeq and is a predicted model, not a curated record.
CUCGUAGACGGAAGAGGGGCAGGAACCCUAACUUGGAAAUUCCCCAACAAGUCGGAGGCGGAUUCGAUCGGGAUCUCUCUUUCUGAUCCAUAAAUAAACGUGCAAUCAGGAAGAGGGAGGUAGAGGAUCCGCAAGAAGUCGAAACCAGGCAUGACGGCGGCGCUUCGGUACGCGGCGAAGAGGCUCGGCGGCGGUGUGCUCCAGCGGUCCAAAACGGCAAUCGUGUCGGAGGAGGGGCGGCGGUUGCCCACAAGACUCUUCCACACCCCUACCAAGGCCACCGCAGUGGAUGAAACCAACACCGUGGUGAGUCGCUUGUCCCAUAUCCAGGAGAAGAAAGAGGAGUUGUACAAUCUCGUCGCCGAUUUCGAAAGAACUUACAAGGCUCCCUUCAGUAUAUCAUGGCAAAACAGUAGGCUGCUGCAUCAACUGUCUACACAAGUCGAGCCAAGACCCAGCGAUCCUUAUUGGCGCAUGUGCCGAAGAGUGCAAAGAAAAACUAGUUUCUUUAUCGCGGCAGGUAUAUGUUCCGCGGGGCUUUCUACUGGAGCUGCCAUGGCCUAUGGUCUGCAUUGGUUGAAGAAGAAUUAUUCCAAGGAUUUGGAGGAUUGGUGGAACAAACAAAUGCGGCGCACUGGAGCGAAAUAACCAUGCUUGUCAGCAAUAUUAUAUUUCAACUCUUAGUAGUAGUUACAAAAUGUGAGGCGUAUGCCACAAAAGGUAUACCACUGAAUUUAUAUUCAUGGUAUAACCUUUGUGACAUAUAAUAUCUUGUUGACCAAAUUAGUGGCCAAAGUUUUUCUUAAUAGACCUGCAAGCUUUAUAAACCGGAUUCGACUGAGUAGUAGUAGUUAGUAGUAGUAGUAUGUUAGCAUGAUCUAUCUUUGAUCGCUUCGAGUGAGUUUAUAUCUUUGUGAUCAGUCAAGACUUGUGAGGUUAUUAUUAUUAUUACUACUACUAGUUGUGUGCUUGGAAAA